Molecule: messenger RNA, 1868 nt
Organism: Stegastes partitus (bicolor damselfish)
Lineage: Eukaryota; Metazoa; Chordata; Actinopteri; Pomacentridae
Product: von Willebrand factor A domain-containing protein 7-like
Exons: 12
Source: RefSeq, a predicted model, not a curated record
GAAACAUAACACUCGCCUACCUGCAGCAUUUGUGACCUGUAUGGAUUCUGUUGGUUUAGAGGAGACGCGCUAUAUGUAAAUAAGACUGUUUGAGGUUCGAGGAACGAUGUCUUCAGGGUUGGCUGUGUUGUGUCUGCUGCUCCUGCACACUGGAGCUCAUGGUUUUGGCAUAUUGCCAGAAAAAUCUGAGAGUCACCUGGAGAUUACUGAGAGGGCCAUUUUAAAUGCCACAGUGCAGGCGUGCCGAGCUCUGGCCCAAACCGAGGGCACAGACUUCACUUCUCCAACUCAACCCUUCACUGUGGAGAACGUUGCUGUCGCCUGUAACGCUCCACAGUCGUCUAAGGCUUUCCGCCAAGCCAUUCAGUUCAUCACGCUGAUGAAUGUACGCGUGGACAUCCGCCACGCUCUUAAUGCAAGCUUCCACUUUGAUGAGGAGAACUUUAUUCAAGGAAGGAAAAUCAUCGCAGAAGGAGUACAAGUGAUCAAAGCAAGCAACAAGCAGGAAAAUUACGAGGCAGCGAGGAAGAAACUGGGAGAGGUCAUGCAUCCUUUACAGGACUUCUACAGCCACAGCAACUGGGUGGAGUUGGGGAAGAAAUACCCAAAUCCCAAUCUGAUCAGAUCAGACACCAGCAUUGGAAACCUAACAGACGAGAGCAGGGCGACUUGUCGCAGCUGCAACGGAGACGACUGCACCAACAACAUCUUGGAGGACAUCAUAGAGGAGCAGAUCCUGACCUCUGGCUACUUUGGCAUCGUGCCUUUUGUCUCAACUAAACCCAAAGGAAAGUGCAGUCAUGGAGGAGGAGUUGAUCAAACUAGUAAACUGGAUCCUAAAGGUGGCAUCAACAAAGACACGUUCAGCUCCGACCAUGGACAUCUCCACACUGAAGCAGCGAACAUGGCCGUAGCUGCAACCAGCGAGCUGCUGGAAGACCUUCGAGGGGCUGCUGGUGACAAACAGUUCCUGCAGAUGGUGGGAAUCUCCAGAGGAUCCAGUAAAGCUCUUUGUUUUGUCAUUGACACCACAAGCAGCAUGCGCGAGGACAUCGAGGCAGUGAAAAGCGUCACUUCCUCUAUAAUCAACAGUGAGGUGGGAACGGAGAACGAGCCCUCAGUUUACAUCCUGGUGCCUUUCAACGAUCCAGAAUUUGGACCGCUGAUAAAAACUUCAGACCCCACGGUUUUCAAGAAUGUCAUUAACACACUAACAGCAUCCGGUGGAGGAGACAACCCGGAGCUGAGUCUUUCUGGGCUUCAGCUGGCUUUAUCUGGAGCUCCUUUGAAUUCUGAGAUCUUCCUCUUCACCGAUGCACCUGCUAAAGACAGAAACCUGAGGAGCACCGUGAUCGCACUCAUAGAGAGGAUGCAAUCAGUGGUGAACUUCUUCAUUACUAACUCAGGGGCGGUGAAUCGGCGGAGAAGGCGACGGUCCGAUCGGCUGUCAGCUUCAGACGCUCAGCUGUACAGAGACCUGGCUCAGACUUCAGGAGGUCAGGCCAUUGAAGUCACAAAGAGUGAACUUCCAGCAGCUGUUAGCAUCAUAACCGAGUCCACCAGCCCCUCUCUGGUGACUCUUCUUCAGGCAGCCAGGAACCCAGGAAAGGCUGAUAAUUUCACUUUUAUAGUGGAUGAAACUGUAACAAACCUCAGAGUUUACAUCACUGGCAGCUCCAUCACUUUCACUGUCAUCAGCCCCACAGGUGAAUCCCAGCAAAGCACCGACUCAUCAGGUUCGCUGAUCUCUACAUCACAGUCUGUGGGCAACUUCAAGACUCUGCAGCUCAACAAACAAGUUGGAAUGUGGGAAAUAAAUAUGGUGUCAACUAAUCCCUACACUCUGAAGGUCAUCGGUGAGACACUCA